UCCGCAAGCCUACUUUUUUUUGCGAAACCCAUGGAAAUGACAUUGUAUGAACAUUGUACUUGUAAUAAUACCGGCAAUUCCGUUGGGGUGUGUAUCAGUGUACGACGACUCAUUAUGGAUUUUAAACCAAUUAGCAGUGACAAAGCCAGAUUACGAUCAUUUCAGCGGAAGGUGUUGUUUCGGUAUACAGUACCAUGGCCAUUAUCGUCAGCAAAUAUCUAUAUUAUUAUCUUUGUUGAAAGGUUGUGCUUGUGCUGGAGCAAGGCGAAGUUGUGAUUCGGCUAAAGGAUUGUUGUCUUCUAACUACGAUAGACUACCUGCCGAAGACAAACAGGAUCAACUAUGGCAGAAAAUCGCCCGUGAUCCGUAUCGGGAAAAUGAGCUUCCUACGGCUAAUCCCAGCUUCUUCUCCUUGCUCAAUCUAUUUUUUCCGCCAUUUCUCAAGAAAUCCUUCACCCAUGAUGGCGAUGAGAUGCCCAACACCCGGCAGAAGCUGAUUCAUACAUACGGAAGUGUGGCCAAAAUGGAAUUCCGUACCAACCCUAACAUCACCACGUCGUUCACGGGAUUGCUCCGAUCAGGCGCCAUCGGCUUCGUGCGUCUCUCCCUGGCCAGACAGAGUGAGGAUACGUUUAUUCCGGGAAUGGGAGUGAAAUUUUUGAUCGAUGGUAAACCGUCUCUCAACAUGCAUGUGAUGAAUUCGCUGGAAGGGCAAGGGGGAAAUAAAAAUUUCUUUGAACGGACGUUCCGGAAUAUCAUCCCCGCUCCCUCAUCAAUGAAGCUGAAGCUCCUGUCCAAAGCUUUCGCAGUGGCUAUUUGGUUUCUACCGGGCGGCAGAGACGAUCGCCCCGAAUCGGAAACAAAUCUGCCACUUUACGAACAUGCGGCUGUCGAUAAUGAAGGGCGUGCCGUUUCGCCGGUGGUAGCGCCAUACGAAAUCUCGUUCACACCUAAUCCGGAGCUGGCAUGGUCACCGGAUACAACCGAGGAUUUGCGAGUGAAUCUGGGGAAGAUUCCGGUGGGGUCGGUUUUGUAUACGGUUACAGCCAAAAGAGGACUGCGAAUGGAAGCGGAGACCAUUGGCGAAAUUAUUAGCACUAGCCGCUUUGUUGCAUCGCGAUAUGGAGAUGAAAUAUUAUUCUUUCAGCAUGCUAGACACCGUUGGCAAUCAUCGUAGUACAGUUGAACGGCUUGUGCAUCUUAAAGGUUUGCAGUUUACGUAACUACUCACUGAUACUCCUACAGCUGAAAAAACUCAAAAAUGGGUAGUAUCUCUUGUAUGUGAAUUGUGGUAUUAAAAGUUACGCGUUUGGAAGGGCCCUGACUUUUGUAUGUAACCCGCUCCUUUUGCAAAACGAUUGUAUUUUCGAAGCACCAAUUUGUUUCAGAUUUUCAGUUGCAGAUAUUCAAAUACUUAAGUAUAACAAAGAACGCCCGCUG
This is a messenger RNA of Paramacrobiotus metropolitanus, 1440 nucleotides long. RefSeq lists its product as uncharacterized. Lineage: Eukaryota; Metazoa; Tardigrada; Eutardigrada; Parachela; Macrobiotidae. The coding region runs from base 47 to 1177 and encodes 376 amino acids. The record is from RefSeq and is a predicted model, not a curated record. The transcript has 2 exons.